AUGCCACAACUCAACCCCGCUCCUUGAUUCCCCAUCAUACUAAUAUCAUGACUGAUCCUCUCACUAAUCAUCCAACCCAAAUUACUUCACUUCACCACCACUAACCACCCCUCCAACAAACCUCAAAUAACCUCCCAAACAACCCCCUGAGCCUGACCAUGAACCUAA
Molecule: messenger RNA, 168 nt
Organism: Nipponia nippon (crested ibis)
Lineage: Eukaryota; Metazoa; Chordata; Aves; Pelecaniformes; Threskiornithidae
Source: the annotation of a RefSeq genome assembly